This is a messenger RNA of Diaporthe amygdali, 336 nucleotides long. RefSeq lists its product as uncharacterized. NCBI's taxonomy places the organism in Eukaryota, Fungi, Ascomycota, Sordariomycetes, Diaporthales, Diaporthaceae. Bases 1 to 336 code for a protein of 111 amino acids. The transcript has 3 exons. The record is from RefSeq and is a predicted model, not a curated record.
AUGGCUGCAGAAGAGCCGGCAAGCACCGUGGCGCGAGAUCAGCUACGCCGAGCUUUUCGUGACAAAACCAGAACCUUCAACAAAAGCACCAUUCGUCGCACCGUAUGGUUCCUCAACAACGCGGCCAGGGAGACAGGCACGGAGCAUAAGAUCGUCAAGAGCCUUCUCUUCACUCAGUGGUGCAGGGAAAAGAACCGUCGCCUCCCCUGGAAGCACAUCACGGAUCCCAGCUACAAGAAGAAAGAGGACUUGAUCAAAGAUACAGCAUAUGUCCACUAUGAGCACACCAUUGCCAUGCUUAACAAGACGAUGGGCUUGUGUCUGCCUCUCCGCUGA